UAUCUAAGCGGGUAAGCGGAUCCAUGAAUAAAAUGGGAACUGAUUUCCCAAACUUGGAUGGUCCAUCUCUGUUGUCUCUCCUUCAAACUCCAUGGCUGCAAUUGCCCCUCUUUCUCUACUUCGGAACUGUGCAGCAUCUACUGCAAGAACUUUUGUGUCGGUGAAACCCGCCUGCAUCGUUUCUUCCACUACCCUCUUUCCCCUACCUCAUCUCUCUAGAAGAUUGCAGUUUCAUGCUAGGGCUACAAACAAUGAAGAGGCUGCUGCCAGGGCAGCUGCAGUCAAUGCCGACAGUGGAGCUCCAACCAUAUUUGACAAGAUCAUAGCUAAGGAAAUCCCAUCAAGCAUUGUUUACGAGGAUGAAAAGGUCCUUGCAUUUCGAGACAUUAAUCCAGAGGCUCCAGUUCAUGUUUUAAUCAUUCCAAAGUUUAGGGAUGGACUGACACAGCUUGGGAAGGCUGAAGCAAGGCAUGGAGAGAUACUGGGUCAGCUUCUCUAUGCUGCCAAAAUGGUGGCAGAGAAAGAAGGUAUCCUUGAUGGGUUUCGUGUUGUCAUAAACAAUGGUCCAGAAGCCUGUCAAUCUGUUUAUCAUCUCCACUUGCAUGUCCUUGGUGGGAGACAGAUGAAGUGGCCACCUGGUUGAAGAUCUUAAAAACUUGCCUGGUAAAACUUAAGAACCCCCCCAAACCCCCACCUUUUUUUUUUCCUUCUUUCCAUGGUACGUAGCUGGUACGCUAUGUAAAGUUUAAUUACUGGGUGAAAUAUUUGGUACAUGAUGCGGAGGAUUUGUUCCCAAACCUUGGAAGAUCUGGCCCUAAAAACUAGAAAAGUUACUAGAUAGAGGCUUUUCCUCAAGGACUAGUGAAUUGAAUGGGAAAAAAAAUGGGUCGAGUAGCCAACAUAAGUUAAGACAUGAGGCUUUGUUUCAGUUGGAUAAACUAUAGAGUGAUAUGCCUUUUAAGUUUAUAUU
Molecule: messenger RNA, 970 nt
Organism: Carya illinoinensis
Lineage: Eukaryota; Viridiplantae; Streptophyta; Magnoliopsida; Fagales; Juglandaceae
Product: 14 kDa zinc-binding protein
Exons: 6
Coding region: 92-643 (183 amino acids)
Biological process (GO): sulfur compound metabolic process; purine ribonucleotide metabolic process
Cellular component (GO): cytoplasm
Molecular function (GO): adenylylsulfatase activity
Source: RefSeq, a predicted model, not a curated record